Messenger RNA from Alternaria burnsii, 1458 nucleotides. Its product is annotated as mfs general substrate transporter. The record is from RefSeq and is a predicted model, not a curated record. The transcript is spliced from 3 exons. Gene Ontology annotation, biological process: transmembrane transport. Gene Ontology annotation, molecular function: transmembrane transporter activity. Lineage: Eukaryota; Fungi; Ascomycota; Dothideomycetes; Pleosporales; Pleosporaceae. The coding region runs from base 1 to 1458 and encodes 485 amino acids.
AUGUCUCCACAGGGCGAGCGCGCACCGUUGCUACAACAGCGAUGGAGUGAAGAAGGCGAGCCGCGAACACAUCUUCGCAUCGAGGACCUUUCCAACGACGAAAACCCACGAACAUGGGCGCGAUGGCGGAAGAUGGCCAACGUGGCUGUCAUAGCCCUCAUGUCCAUUCUCAGCCCCCUCGUGUCCUCCAUGUUCACGCCCGGCAUUGCGCAAAUCGCCGAUGACCUCAAGUGUAGCACGACUGCCGUUAUUGGAACAACAACUGGCUUCGUAGUCAUGCUCGGAAUCGGCCCCUUGAUCCUUGCUCCCUUGUCCGAGACGUUUGGACGCAGAAGAAUCUACCUCGUGUGCUUCUCCGUGUUCGCUUUGCUACAGAUACCCGCUGCACUCGCGCCCAACAUCGCCUUCCUCAUCACAGUACGGAGCAUUGCAGGUUUCUUUGGGAGCGUCGGCAUAGCGAAUGGCGGAGGCACCAUAAGUGAUAUGUUCAUACCAAGUGAACGAGCAGGAGUAUUUGGCUGGUAUCUACUAGGCCCGUUACUUGGACCUACCCUAGGACCAUUGUUUGGUGGCAUCAUCGUACAGCGCUUGGGCUGGCGCUGGGUCUUCUGGAUCAUGACCAUCGUGUGCUUCGUCAACACCUUGGCUGGUUACUUCUUCCUUCGAGAGACUUAUGCGCCGUUAAUCCUGAAUUCCAAGAAGGCCGAGUUUGAGUCUCAGAGCUCCGAGUUCGACGGCACGAAAUACUCCUACGAGGGCGAAGAUACACGACCGCUGAAAGAAAAGCUUACCCAAGCUCUCAAACGCCCACCCAAGAUCUUCGCUCAACCCAUCGUGGCCGUCAUGGCUGUAUAUCAGGCGCUCAUCUUCGGUACAACCUACAGCAUCUAUACAAAUAUGCAGCCGAUUUACCAAGACGAUUACGGUUUCUCCACCGAGAAGGUUGGAUUGCUAUAUCUGGGUCCCGGCCUUGGUUUUCUUUUCGCUGUCUGGUUUCUGGUUCCGCGAAUCGAUACCGUAUACAAGAAUCUCACGGCCAAGAAUCUCGAAAAGGCACGGCCCGAGUUUCGCCUCCCACUCGCGAACAUUGGCUCUGUUUUCAUCCCCGUUUCGCUCUUUUGGUUCGCUUGGACUGUGGAGAAGCACGCGCACUGGUUCGCAUCUAUAUCAGCAACCUUCUUCUAUGGCAUCGGACAGGUCAUGAUCCUGAACAGCACGCAAAACUACUUCAUCGACAGCUUCGAGAAGUACGCGGCCAGCGCAAUCGCUGCUGGUACCGUUUUCCGCAGCGUUGUCGGUGGUGUCAUCCCAAUCUUUGCGCCUAUGCUCUUCGAGAAGCUAGGAUAUGGUUGGGGCAUCAGCACGUUUGCGUUUGUCAGUUUGGUUCUUGCACCCGCUCCAAUCUUGUUCUUUAUCUUUGGCGAGAGGCUUCGGGAACGGUUCCCGGUUGAUUUGUAA